AUGACAUCAGGUGGAAUCGUACAACCAGGCCAAAAUCUCUCACAACGUCCAAUAAACGGCCAAUAUGGCUGGGGACCAGCAGCAGGAAGUGCCGCAAAUCCACGUGGCGAUCUCCGUGGUUACACUUACAAUAUUAGAUAG
Molecule: messenger RNA, 141 nt
Organism: Dictyostelium discoideum AX4
Lineage: Eukaryota; Evosea; Eumycetozoa; Dictyosteliales; Dictyosteliaceae
Exons: 1
Coding region: 1-141 (46 amino acids)
Source: RefSeq, a predicted model, not a curated record